AUGUCAAAGAGAAAAUCAAAACAAAAGAUUGAAGAGUUGGAUGAAGAAGAUGAUGAUGAUGUUAAUAUUGAAGAGGAUGAUAUUUUAGAUGAUGAAGAUGAUGAAAAUGAAGAUGAUGAUGAUGAUUUAGAUACAAAUAACAACAAUAAUAAUAACAAUGAUGAUGAUGAUGGUUAUUAUGAUGAUGAAGAUGAUGAUGAUGAAAUGGUAGAUGACGAUGAAGAUGAUGCGGAAUCAGGAAGUCGGAGAUUAACAUCAAGACAAAGAGAUUUAAAGAGAACCGGUGGUACAGGACCAUCUUUAGCUGCAAUUCCUGAUUUAUUUGGUAAAUCAUCCGAAAAGAAAGAAUUAACAGAGGAAAAACUACAGAGAAAACAUGAACUAGCACAACAAAGAAGAAUCAAAAAGAUAUCAGAGACCGAAGCAGAGAUGAGAGAUGUAGUAAAUCAACUGUUAAAUCGUAAAGAAAAAGUAGAAACAAAAGAACUUAUUUCAAAACCAACUAAACGUGAAAUGCUUUUAAAAUCGAUGGGAGAUGUAAUUGAGUUUCAUGACGGCGAGAAUAAAUCUAAAACAGUAACAUUCCCAGAAUCAUAUUACGCCGAUAAUGUCGAUUUUCUUAAACCUUUAAAUCAUUCACCGGUAACAAAGCAACAACCAAUGCGAUGUUCUGCCCCCGGUUGUAAUAAUAUCAAGCGAUACAGUUGUCCUAGUAAUGGCAAACCUGUUUGUACAUUAGAGUGCUGGAAUAAAGUUAAUAACACUUAUAUGAUUAAAAUCAAUAUUCUAAUGAUAACUAUACAAUUACAAUCACAACCACAAUUUAUUGCAGCUGCAAUGUAA
Messenger RNA from Heterostelium album PN500, 843 nucleotides. RefSeq lists its product as uncharacterized. The coding region runs from base 1 to 843 and encodes 280 amino acids. Lineage: Eukaryota; Evosea; Eumycetozoa; Acytosteliales; Acytosteliaceae. Gene Ontology annotation, biological process: chromatin remodeling. The transcript has 5 exons. The record is from RefSeq and is a predicted model, not a curated record. Gene Ontology annotation, cellular component: Ino80 complex.